Tachysurus vachellii is the source of this 2106-nucleotide messenger RNA. RefSeq names its product isthmin 2a (gene ism2a). Bases 327 to 1703 code for a protein of 458 amino acids. Lineage: Eukaryota; Metazoa; Chordata; Actinopteri; Siluriformes; Bagridae. The transcript has 6 exons. The record is from RefSeq and is a predicted model, not a curated record.
CACUUGAGUUUAAGUUCAGAUCAGCAGCAGCGUUUACGCAUGAAACAGCUGGACAACAGGAGACGCACACAAAUGGCAUCUGAAGUUUAAGGAAUCGUUCCUGAGGACCAUAAACGGCUUAGAUGUUUCCGGAGCUCCUUCAUAAACCCAGUGCUUAACAGGAUGUAACUCGAGAUUUUUGGUCUAAUGGAGUGGUUUUGUCGGAGCGCAAGGUACUGAUUUACACCGAGCGGCGCGCAAACGCGUAAAAGGCAAAAGGAAAAGGGAAAAAAAAAUCAAAGCGCACGAAUUGAAAGAGUUUUGUUUAGUGAGUGUUUAUUGCAGUGAUGCGGACUCGGUGCCCUCGGUGGCUCUUUUUGCCCUCGGUGGCUCUUUUUGCCCUCUUUCUUGUGUCAGUUGAUGGUUUCCCCAGCAAAAAGCAGAGGAUCAAUGACCCUAAACCCAGAGGGAACACCGCUCUUACGACUGGAGGUCAGGUCCGUGCUCCAGAUGCUAGAUGGACCCUGGAGGAGCUUCAGGAGCAGAACCAGCUGAGCAGCAGCAGUUCAACUCCAAGUCGACACAAAAGGAGAUGGCCACAGUUUCGAUCAGAGGGACUUCCUAAACCUGCACCCGAGGAAGAGAAGCCCUUCAUCUUAGACCUGAAGAACUUCCCUGAUCUUGCUAAUGCAGAUCUGGGCUCGCAGAAUCCGAAUAUCCAGGUGACCAUCGAGGUUGUGGAUGACCCUCAGAUGGAGGUCGAGAUGGACCUGGCUAAAGAGGGCAGGAACGACUGGCCUCUAAACUCAGAGGAAUGGCUUGGUCACAAGAAACUCUUCUGGCCUCUCUUCUGGGAUGCAACUGACUCCAACGAGGAGAGCACUAGCCAGGCCAGUCUAGAGGAGAACGGAGAUGACCAGAGCUACGGAGGAGAAGAUUCCCUGCUGAGCGGAGUGGAUGGGGGCUGGGACAGACAUUGGAAGGGCUGGGACCCGGAGAAUUAUGAUUAUGAAGAAGAGAAGUGGAGCGACUGGUCUCCGUGCAGCACCACCUGCGGUCACGGCACCCAGAAGAGGGUUCGGUCUUGUGGUUACACCUGCACUGCCACCGAGUCUCGCACGUGUGAACUGCAACGGUGUCCAGGUGAUCCGAAUGCUGUAACAGAGCUCAUUCCUCACGAGAUGAUGAACGACACCGAUGUCAUCGAUGUGGACAGCUGUGAAAAGUGGCUCAACUGCAAGAACGAGUUCCUGCAGAAGUAUCUCCAUCAGGUCCUGACCGAGUUACCCAGCUGCCCUUGCGUCUACCCGUCCGAGGUCGUCUACAGCGCCGUGAACAUCUUUGAUGAGAAGCUGCGCAAGACCUACCGAUGGCGCGACGCCAGCGGACCCAAAGAGCGCCUGGAUAUCUACAAGCCGUCUGCGCAGUUCUGCGUGCGCUCCAUGUUGUCGUCCGAAAGCACCACGCUCGCCGCACAGCACUGCUGCUACGACGAACACAUGAAGCUCAUAACCAGGGGCAAAGGUGCCGGAGCGCCUAACCUUAUCAGCAUCGAAUUCUCUCCGGAGCUCCAUUACAAAGUGGACGUGCUUCCAUGGAUCCUGUGCAAAGGUGACUGGAGCCGCUUCCACUCGGUACGUCCUCCUAACAACGGGCUGCAGUGCACAGAGAACCCUCAGGAGGACAUCUAUAUGAACGAGCUGGAGGAGGCUCGAGAGUACUGAGAGGCAAAGCUGUCUCGUCUCAGAACUAUAGAUAUACAGUAUUUUGCUGGAGUUAUGUAACGUUUAAAAAGGAAAAAAAACAACAUUCUACACUGUUUAUAUACACCUCAACUGAUACACCAGCCAGAACAGUACAGUACAGUAAAUGCAAAGAUGUCUCUAUCUUCCGCACUUUUCCCCAGAGAGCCAGAGACUCUGUCAAACAUCAGCCUCUAGAACAGGUUCACUUUAUUUAUCGGGGUUCAUAUCCAACCCAUUUGUUUUUUUUGACAUGAAAGGAAUUCCAGUCAGGCUGCUAAACUAGAGUCCAUGCAGAAUCCCCUUGUGUUGUCUUGGACUCGGAGCUCAUUGUGGCCGCUCGCCAACGCAUUCAAGAUCAAUCCAAAUAAAUCAAACAAGAUCC